Prunus armeniaca (apricot) is the source of this 1125-nucleotide messenger RNA. Lineage: Eukaryota; Viridiplantae; Streptophyta; Magnoliopsida; Rosales; Rosaceae. The record is from the annotation of a GenBank genome assembly.
AUGCCAGAGAGGCUGGUGGCUCAUUUGAAGAACAAUCUGGUGGACCUCUCGGCCUUUGAUGGGGGAGACUUCCAAGAUUGGAAUGUCGCCAGGCCGCAACCCCAAUGGCCAACCUCGACCCCGGACUGGGAAAAAUGGCUGUCGAGGAUGGAGCACUUCUUCGGCCAGCAAUGGAAGGAUCAGGGCAUCUACCACUUGAUCAAGCUUUUCGACCGGCCGCUCGUCAUGGACCGGUCGCUCUUGGCCGCGGCCCUAUGCUUCUGGUCGUCGGCCACAAAUACUAUGAACCUUCGGUUUGGUAUGAUGACGCCAACCGUUCUAGACAUGGCCGCCCUAUUCGGCCUCUCUCUCCUUGGCGUGGAAGUAAAUGCCGCUCUGGUGGCCCCUGAGGCUGAAGGGAGUUUUAAGGCCGCAUGGCCUACGGUCGCCAAGCUUGCUGGGAGCAAGGCGAAGAACAUGCUCAACUAUUCCAGCUUCUACAGCAACUUCGGCCACCUUGGACGAGGUCGAGCAUGCCACGUUCUUGCUGUCCUGGCUAUGCAAGGCCGAAGGCUGGCGCUCGGCCCAUUCCUUCUCAGUCAUAUCUACCGCACGCUUCACGACGUCGUCACGGAUGGGAUGAAGCCGAAGCACGAUGAUCCACUAUGGGCCUUCCAGUUCUGGCUGCAGGCUUAUUUCCCAGAGCUGAGGGGAGCAGCCAAUAUUACCGACACCGAGCCAUUGGCCAAUGCGUUUGCCCGGGCCCCCAGGAAGCAUAAGACCUCGACUUCCUGUUCUAAAUUUUUCUACGGCUUGGUCGAGAGGACUGGGUCGCAGUUCCGGGUGUGCCUUGCUCGGCCCUACCCUUUGUUCUUGGCGCACAACCUCUCCGUGAUUCCUGACAGUGAAAUGGAGAACGAUUUGAAGGAAAUCUGGGGCUCCUUCCUGGUCGCGCGCGACCUUCACUGCGGCUUGUCCAAGGCUGGGGCCGAGGUUUAUAUACCGAACUUGGUGGCGCGGCAAUUUGGCUUGAUCCAGACGGCACCGCUUCCCCCGUUGUCAACCAACCGGCUCUCGUCUUGGAGGGCCGAUGUCGCCCAGCAGCACGGCGUGACGGGCAUUCCUUCCAGCUUCAAAAGGGGAUGA